Molecule: messenger RNA, 4130 nt
Organism: Haemorhous mexicanus (house finch)
Lineage: Eukaryota; Metazoa; Chordata; Aves; Passeriformes; Fringillidae
Gene: PCDH12
Product: protocadherin 12
Exons: 4
Coding region: 141-3710 (1189 amino acids)
Biological process (GO): homophilic cell-cell adhesion
Cellular component (GO): plasma membrane
Molecular function (GO): calcium ion binding
Source: RefSeq, a predicted model, not a curated record
CCCCAGCCCGGCCAGCCGGCCGGUGGCUGCUCCGGGGACGGUCCCUCCGCUCCGGGCUGUCCCGGCCCGGGGAGCCCCGGUGAUGGCAGCGCGGGGAACAGCCACCAGCCCUGCUUGUGGUUUCCCCUCCUUUCCAAGCUAUGUCUGGAGCCCACGGCCGUCGGAGAUGGGAGAGGAUGCCGAGGCCCUGCGGUGGCCCUGAGGACUCCCCGGGGAUGCGGUGGCCGGCGGGACAGCCCAUGGCAGCGCGGCGGGGCCGCGGGGGCUCUGCCAGCAGCGUGCUGGGGCUGAGCCGCUCGGCGCUGCGGCUGCCGGCGCUGUGGUGGUGGUACCUGUUCCUGAGCGCCGAUGCCCAGGAGGUGGCCACGUUCACGGUGCAGUACCGGGUGCUGGAGGAGGUGCCCCCGGGAACUGUCAUAGGGAGCCUGGCUGAGCACUUCGAGGGCGGCGAGAGCGGCGAGGCGGCCGAGACCUUCCAGCUGAUGGAGACCCCCGGGAGGUUCCCGCUGCACGUGGGCAGCGGGGAUGGGGUGCUCAGCACGGCCGGGCGGGUGGACAGGGAGCAGCUGUGCCGCCACAGUGAUCCCUGCUGGGUGUCCUUCGACGUGCUGGCCACCCAGAACCCGGCCCUGAUCCACGUGGAGGUUCAGGUGAUGGAUGUCAACGACAACACGCCGCGGUUCCCCACGCCCGAGCUGGAGCUGGAGAUCUCAGAGAGCGCAUCCCUGCGGACACGGAUCCCUCUGGAUCGAGCCCUGGACGCUGACGCUGGCCCCAACGCCCGCUGCUCCUAUGCCCUCUCCCCCAGCGAGCACUUUGCUCUGGAGGUCGUCUCCAGCUCCGAUGGGACGAGGCACGCGGAGCUCGUUGUGGUUAAGGAGGUGGACCGGGAGCUGCACUCCUCCUUUGACCUUGUGCUGACAGCCACUGAUCACGGGGAGCCACCAAAAUCAGGUACUGCUUUGAUUAAAGUCAUUGUCCUCGACUCCAAUGACAACAGCCCUGUGUUUGCAGAGAGCUCCUUAACCGUGGAGGUUCAGGAGGACGCCCAGCCCGGCACCCUCCUCGUGACGGUCACGGCCACUGACCCCGACCAGGGUCCCAACGGGGAGAUCGAGUACAGCCUGAGCAGGCACGCGCCCCCCGAGGUGCUGAGCACCUUCAGCAUCGACGCCCGCACGGGCAGCAUCCUCCUGAGGCUCCCUCUGGACUACGAGGAGACCCACGCCUACGAGCUGGAUGUGCAGGCGCGGGACCUGGGCGCCAACCCCAUCCCGGCGCAUUGCAAGGUCCUGGUCAAGGUCCUGGAUGUCAACGACAACGCUCCCGACGUCCACGUCACCUGGGCCACGCGGGAGCCCGUGCUGUCAGAGGCCCUCCCCAAGGACAGCUUUGUGGCCCUGGUGACAGCCAGCGACCCCGACUCCGGAAACAAUGGGCAAGUGCUCUGCUCCCUCAGCCAGGGCUACGAGCACUUCAGGCUGAAGAGGACCAACAGCCACAGCUUCGCGCUGCUGACCAACGCCUCGCUGGACCGCGAGCGGCGUGCCGAGUACAACCUGACGCUGGUGGUGCGGGACAUGGGGGACCUGUCCCUGGCCGUGCUGAAGCACCUCACCAUCUGCAUCAGCGACGUCAAUGACAACGCCCCAGCCUUCGAGAAGGCCGCCUACGAGGCUGCUGUUGCUGAGAAUGGUGAAGCACCUGCAUUCCUGCUCACUGUCCGUGCCACUGAUCCCGACCUGGGCUCCAAUGGGAAAGUCACCUACAGGAUCCUGGACCCCUCUGCUUUGGGGCUGGUCUCAGUCGACCCCAUCACUGGAGAUGUUUUUGCCCUCCAAGCUUUUGAUUAUGAGCAGGUGAGGAGCCUGGAGUUCCUGGUGACAGCAGAGGAUGGAGGGCAUCCCAAGCUGGCAUCCAGCAUCUCCAUCAGGCUGGCUGUGCUCGACCAGAACGACAAUGCACCCAUCAUCACCACACCAGCGCUGGUGGGAGGGGUGGCCACGCUCUCUGUCCUGGUCAAUGUGGACACUGGGUGCUGCUGGGUGGUCCCUGGGAAUGGGAGCACCUCGGGGGCUGCAGCAGUGACCAAUUCCACACUCGCGUCAUGCCCUGCUAACCCCUUCCUCUUCACCAUCGUGGCCAGGGAUGUGGACUCUGGCACCAAUGGGGCUCUCCGGUAUGACGUGGCAGGUGGGGAUGAUGCCGGGCUCUUCAUCCUGGACCCCCUCCUGGGGCAGGUGUCCCUCAACGCCAGCAAUGCCAGCAGCCUGGCCGGCAGCCAGCGGGAGCUGCUGGUCCGCGUGAGUGACCAGGGGGACACCCCCCUGCACACCCUGGCCCGGCUCCGCUUGCUGUUCCGGAGGCACGGGGCCUUCUCCAAGAUGUCAGCGCGGGAUCCCGGCUGGCCCAGUCUCUCCGUGCUGCUGCUCAUCUGCCUGGCCGCUCUCCUGGGCGGCUGCGUGCUGCUGCUGGCGCUGACCCUGUCCCUGCGCAAGAAGGACAAGAAGGACGGCAUGGCCUACAACUGCCGGGAGGCAGAGGACGCCCGCAGGCAGCAGCAGCUCAAGAAGCCGCACAGGCAGAUCCAGAAGGCCGACAUCCACCUAGUGCCGCUGCUCCGGGGCCGCCCCCGGGAGCCCGAGCCCCCCCGGGCCUGCCAGGAGGAGCAGCCCGGCACAGCCACCCCUGCGGCCGGGGGGUCCCUUCAGGCUCCCCUCCACCUCACCCCCACUCUCUACAGGACCCUGAGGAAUCAGAGGACACAAAAAGGCUCGGAGGAGCAGCAGGGCACCUUGGAGCUGCCCGUCCUGCAGCGCCGGCCCUGCCCGCCCCACAGAGCCAAACACGCCGUGAGGGAGGCCGCGGGCCCCCCGGAGGCACCGCUGCACGGCAAGAGCUUGGUGAAGCCACCCAUGGGAGAGCCCCGAGUGCCAGCCGAGCAGCCCGUGGGUGCGGGGGCACCCGGGCAGCCCCAGCCCCACCAGCAGAUCCUCAGGAGCCUGGUCCGGCUGUCGCUCGUGGCCCUGGCGGAGCAGAGCCCGACCGGGGAGUUCGCCAUGGAGUCGCCCCCAGUGCAGCAAAUCUCCCAGCUGCUCUCCCUGCUGCACCAGGGCCAGUUCCAGCCCAAAACAAACUACAGGGGAAACAAGUACACGGCCAAGAACGGCAGCAGGGCUGCAGGGCUGGACACGGGGCUGGACACGGACUGCCUGAGCACCAAGGACAGCGGGCACGGCGAGAGCGAGAGCGAGGCCGGGGACCGCGACUGCGACAGCGCCUUUGAGCUCUCCGUGCAGCAGCUCGUGGGAGAGGAGCUGGAGACCCUCCUGGAGCCACAGGCUGAGCUGGCCCUCAAGAGGCUGACAGCUGCAGACCCAGCGUGGGUGGCCCGGCUGUCCCUGCCCCUCACCAGCAGCUACAAGGACAACGUCUUCUGCCCCGACUCGCCGCACUCCCCCGAGGAUGAGGAAGCUGCAAGGCAGGAGAAACCGAGGACCUUUGAGACCUUUGGCAAAGGUGCUGGGGCUGACCCUGGUGGCAGUGGGACGAGGCUGGCCAGCACCUUCCUGUCGGAGAUGAGCACCCUGUUUGAGAUGAUCCUGUCCCAGAAGGUGCAGGUGCACAGCGAGGCGGGCGCGGGGCUGCUGCGGCAGCUGUCGGCCCGCGGGCACAGCCUCGGCCUGGGGGAUGCUGCUCCAGGGCUGUAGCAGCUCAGUGGCUGUGCCAGGGAGAGGACAGUCAGAGAUUUGGGGUGUCCAGCCCUAUCCCCAGCCCCAGCAGGAUCACUGCAUGACUCAUGUCUAGACAGGUGUAUUCCCUCCUUUGCCUCGCCCCAUCGAAUUUCUCCACAACUGAUUUCACCUUUAGUUCCCCUCCACCUGCCUGUCCUUGCCUUCCUCCUCUCCCACCCUGCUCUCCCAGUGCUCUGCCAGCCUCCCACCCCACCCAGCAGCAGGAGGGCCCUUUCCUCCCAGGACAGGCCCAGGCAAGGGGUUUGUGAGAACAACAGCAGCACAGUGAGAUACAUCCAUGUGAUCACAGACUGUAAAAAUACCUGUCACGGACACUGCUGCAGCUGGGCCCCAGGGUUUCAGUCAUUUAAAUAAAACUGUUUUUUUCUAACACUA